AUGGCCCCCUCCACCGAGGUUGCUCCUGCCAGCAUUGAGCCCGCUUUGAUCAAGCCAAAGAAGGAGAAGAAGGAGAAAAGGGUUAAGACCGAAAAGAAGGAAAAAUCAAGCAAAAAGAGGAAAGCAGAGUCGCUACAGGAGCCGGUGAUCCCAGAAGUUGAGGCGUCCCCAGAAAUAUCAGAUGACGAGGCCCCUCCAUCAAGUCCAGAUGCCGACGAGACCUCCGAGAAGCCAUCCAAGAAAAGAAAGACUGUCCCCGCCGCCGACGAAAUCGAAGUAGAUAUCACCGCCCCGGAACCACCGUCCAAAAAAGCCCUCCGAGCUCUCAAAAAGGGAAAGCCCCUCCCACCUUCUAAAUCAGGUGCCGAUUCGUCAGAACCAAAGGCCAAGAAGGAAAAGCCAGAAGUGGAGAAGAGAUCUGAGCAUGGAGUCUGGAUUGGGAAUUUGCCGUUCUUCGUGUCAAAAGAUGAUCUCCGGACAUUCCUUGUGGAGAAGUCGGAUCUCACAGAGGCGUUGAUCACGAGGAUUCAUAUGCCUGGACCGAAUGACAAGAAAUCCGCGAAUAAAGUCGAAGAGAAGAGAUUCGGCAAGGUCCAGCAUAAUAUAGGCUUUUCGUAUGUCGAUUUCUCGACUGCGGAAGCUGUUGAAGAGGCCAUGGAGUUGUCUGAACAGUUACUGGGUGGACGACGGGUCCUGAUCAAGAACAACAAGUCAUUCGAAGGCAGACCUGAGAAGACGAAAGAGCAGACUAGGAUGGAGGGCAAGCCGCCAAGUAAGAGAGCUUUUGUUGGAAAUCUGGCGUUUGAUGUCACGGAGGACAGCAUCAAGGAGUUUUUCGAGAAGUGUGGGGCUAUCGAGAGCGUGAAGCUGGCAACAUUUGAGGAUAGCGGAAAGUGUAAAGGAUAUGGCUGGAUUGUGUUUGAGGAGUUGGAGGCUGCACAGAACGCCGUUCGAGGUUUCAUCAUGGUCGAAGAAGAGGAAUCUGAUGCGUCGGAGUCUGAGGAGGAUAGUGAUUCCGGCAGCGAAAAUUCUGAUGAGGAGAAGGAAAUCAAGCCUAAGAAGGCGAAGAAGACGAAGAAGAGAAAGGUCUGGGUUAACAGGAUCAAGGGUCGGCCUUUGAGGAUGGAAUUUGCGGAAGAUGCGCAGGUCAGGUACAAGAAGCGAUACGGCAAAGAUGGCACUAAGCGGACUGCUGCUGCUGAUGGUGGUGCUGCUCACGAUGCUGGAGAUGACAAGGCCAAGGCAUUUGUGCCCAAGGUUGUGGAGUAUCGCGAAGCUUACGCUCCUCGGUUGACUGGUGGUAUCGUGGAGAGUAAGGGUAAAAAGGUCACGUUUUAG
This is a messenger RNA of Lachnellula hyalina, 1338 nucleotides long. It is a transcript of the gene NOP13, whose product is annotated as Nucleolar protein. Bases 1 to 1338 code for a protein of 445 amino acids. NCBI's taxonomy places the organism in Eukaryota, Fungi, Ascomycota, Leotiomycetes, Helotiales, Lachnaceae. Gene Ontology annotation, molecular function: RNA binding. The record is from RefSeq and is a predicted model, not a curated record. The transcript has a single exon.